AUGGCGCCAACCACUCCUGCGAUAGCCUCUCGCUGUCGCUACCCCCAAGCCGGGGCUUUCGAGCAAAAUGACAAGAGAAGGCUGUUGUUGAUUUAUAUCCAUGGAUUCAUGGGCUCCGAGGCGAGCUUCCAGGAGUUCCCCGCUCACAUUCAUGACAUGUUGACCGCAUUAUUGAGUGAUUCGCAUGUUGUGUACACGCGUAUUUAUCCUCGGUAUAAAUCCCACGGGGAGAUUCAGUCUGCAGCAGCCCAAUUCAGUGCUUGGCUGGCCCCUCACGAAGCAGAUGACCUCGAUAUAAUCCUGCUGGGCCACAGUCUCGGCGGAAUCGUCGCAGCAGACGUGGCCCUUUUACAAAAACAUCAAAUUCUGGGGCUAAUCAACUUCGACGUACCCUUCCUGGGCCUUCAUCCGCGCGUAGUACCAACAGGUAUUCUCAGCUCGAUGCCAAAAAAGCCUGGAGACGUCGCGCCAGAAGAAACGCUCGCAGAUGAGCAAGCUUCUCUAGGCAUGGAUCCCGCCUAUAAACCGGCAACACCACCAAGACCAGCAGCGCCAGAUCCGAAUUUCGAUCGGCCGUGGAGAAAUGAUAUUCGACUACCUAAUCGCGGAUUCCUCAAGGGGGUGAUGCAUUUUGUCAAUAAGAAUACCGACAACCUUGCACGAUCAGUCUUCGACCGGGUGGUGUCAUCUGCGAAAUUCGCGGGCUGUGUGAAUAAUUAUUCUGAGCUUCGACGGCGAUAUCGCCAUCUUAUGGAGUUGGAGGCUUCGAAUCGCGUGCCGCCUCACUCGAUUAAAUUCAUCAAUUAUUAUACAGCCAGCACGGGUCGCAAAAAGCCAAAGAAGGGGGAUGAUUCUGCAACAAAGACGGACUCCGCACAAGAAAGUCCCAGUCCCUCUCUUGAAGUCGAAGAAGAGGAAAUAACCGGCCAAGAUGAGAAGUCCACGACUCCUACACAGCAGACGCCUGCUAUCGAAAGAUCGCUAGAGAACAUGAGCAUUUCUUCAGAACCCAGAACCCACGAAUCUGGAGCCGAUGAAGCAGAAAGCACUGUCAAGACCAACCCAGUCGAGGAAUCACAGUCCAAAUCCUCCUCAACUUCAACAUUAGCAAUAAUAGACGCCGAACCCAUCCCAGAACCCUCAAUCGAAGACGAAACAACAUCAGAAAGCCAAAUACAAACCCCUGAACCCACACAACAACCCCUCUCCCCAACACCAUCAGAAACCCUCCGAGAAGCAAGCCUCCACCUCUCAGAAAGCACCACAAGCGGAAAUACAAGUAUAACAACAACAUCCAGCUCAAACUCAAACUCAGACCCCAGCACACCAAAACUGCGGAAAUUCAUCCUAUUGCCAAAGAAUCACUGGAAAUACCACGACAACGCACACUGGACCGCAGUCGUAAUGCAAGAUAUCGACGAGGUCGAGGCUCAUCAGUCUAUGUUCAUUCCGUCUGGUGCGCAUUAUGAUCCUCUCGUUGGUGAUACGGUUAGCUUGAUUGAGACGUGGGUGCAGGAUGAAUUGAGUAGGAGGUUGGUUAGGGAGAGUUUGGAUUAG
This is a messenger RNA of Penicillium cosmopolitanum, 1557 nucleotides long. RefSeq names its product esterase/lipase family protein. The coding region runs from base 1 to 1557 and encodes 518 amino acids. The record is from RefSeq and is a predicted model, not a curated record. Lineage: Eukaryota; Fungi; Ascomycota; Eurotiomycetes; Eurotiales; Aspergillaceae. The transcript has 2 exons.